Molecule: messenger RNA, 1927 nt
Organism: Bufo bufo (common toad)
Lineage: Eukaryota; Metazoa; Chordata; Amphibia; Anura; Bufonidae
Product: inositol-tetrakisphosphate 1-kinase-like
Exons: 10
Coding region: 145-1251 (368 amino acids)
Biological process (GO): inositol trisphosphate metabolic process
Cellular component (GO): cytoplasm
Molecular function (GO): inositol-1,3,4-trisphosphate 6-kinase activity; ATP binding; magnesium ion binding
Source: RefSeq, a predicted model, not a curated record
ACUGCCCUCAGCCAUCCCCACUGCGGAACCCAUCCUAUUCGAGCAGGCAGAAUGCAGCUGGGAGGUUAAAGGUGACUAGAGCAGAGCGGUGCUACCUGGGUGAACUAGUUUACAGUGUAGGUGCUGAUAGCAGGCGCGGAGAUCAUGCCUUCCCUGCACACGAGGAAGAGGAUUGGAGUCUAUCUGAAUGAGAACAAGAGAAGAAAACUUAAUUUUGACAUAUUCGAGGAACUUUGCAGGAAUCAUGGAUAUGAUGUUAUAGAGGUUGACCUCACCAAAUGUCUCAAUAGCCAAGGGCCAUUUGAUCUCAUUAUUCAUAAGUUGACAGACCUCUUGAUAGAAGCGGGUCAGGACCUGGCAUCUCAUCACCUUGUCCAGAGGCUUCAGGUUUAUCUGGACACCCAUCCCUUUACUGUCCUUCUGGACCCUCUACCGGCUCUGUACACACUUCUUGACCGAUUCCAGUCGUAUCGCCUUAUAAAAAGCCUGGAGAUCCAACAGCAAGGGGUCAGUGCUUUGUUCUCCCCUCCAUGCGUGGAGCUGAUGUCCAAGCGCAGUGAUAUGGUGGAUUUGGUUAGAGAACGUCUUACCUUCCCUAUCAUUUGCAAAACCCAGGUGGCUCAUGGACCGCGCUCACAUGAGAUGUCCUUGAUAUUUAAUGAGCACGGACUAAAGGACGUGACUCCCCCUUGUCUUCUCCAGAGCUUCAUCAACCACAGCGCCACCCUCUAUAAGAUUUUCGUUGUAGGUCCACAGCAUUUUGUCGUCAAGAGACCAUCCAUACGUAAUUUUCCCUUGGGCGAGACUGACCAAACGACAAUCUUCUUUAACAGCCACCAUGUCUCCAAGGCAGAAUCCUGUUCACACCUGUCUCAAACCCCUCUGUAUCCAGAUGUCCUACCUCCAUCAGAUGACGUUGUCAGACAGGUGGUCCAGGGUCUUCAGGACGCUCUGGGAAUGUCUCUUUUUGGUGUGGAUUUAAUAGUGGACACUCAGAGUGGUCGUUGUGCAGUUAUUGAUAUCAAUGCUUUUCCAGGGUAUGAAGGUGUCAGUGAAUUUUUCCCAGCUUUAUUAUCACACGUGGACAAAAUCCUUAACAACAGCAAAGAAUCUCCAUCUGCUUUGGAAGGUUCCCCAGAUGUCCCUACAUGUGAAGAUCGCAAGAUGGACCUAAGAUCUUUCUCAGAGCCUUGUAAAAGACGAGUCAGCAGCACGUCUUAUUUUUCAAUAGCCUUUUCUGCUGAUUGCUGACGAAGGAGAUAACCAAACCAAUGGACCUUUCUUUAUUAAAUUAAACCUCGACAUGGACAACCUUUCUUUAUGAUGAGAUUACCAGUAACGGAACCACAUGAAAUUAUUAUAAUCAAUAAUACGAGGAACAUAGGCCUCUAGUAAUGAAGACUACCACCAAUAUCUGAAGCAUACGUAUGCUUAUACCCUGAAUUUGUCAUUUUUAUUCGGUUCUCAGAGCAAAACAUGAAAAUUAUCACCGGACAGACAUCAAUGAACAAUGGAAGAUGUAGUCUUGUAGAUAUCUCCCUUACUGACAAGGACCUUCUGCUUCUGAAUGCAACUAAUAUUGCUUCUCUUCAACUAUUUGUAAUAUAAUUAAUGAGCAAAAGAUUUAUAAAAGUAACAUUGUAAGGCAAAGAAGAAGAAUAUUAAUAUUAGUAUUGAGAGUACAAUCAGCCAAAUCCAAUCAAAUUCAUCAGGUACUAUCAGGGUAAGAAACAACUUUGGAAAAUGUGGACAUACCCUGUACGUAAUCUCUGUGACUUCAAACCCAGUAUCUGUCUGAGUGUAUUGCCAAAGCUUAACAUUAUAAUAUAACUACAAAAACACUGCCCCAUUCUGCAAACAGCAUACAGAAGAAUUUUGUAUAUACAGGGUACAAGAACACGUGCAAAGCGUCGGCAGAUUAUAGUUU